Ruditapes philippinarum (Manila clam) is the source of this 1119-nucleotide messenger RNA. RefSeq names its product TM2 domain-containing protein DDB_G0287015-like. The transcript has 4 exons. NCBI's taxonomy places the organism in Eukaryota, Metazoa, Mollusca, Bivalvia, Venerida, Veneridae. The coding region runs from base 147 to 653 and encodes 168 amino acids. The record is from RefSeq and is a predicted model, not a curated record.
UUGAAAAAUGGAAUUUCAAUCGAUAAUCCAUAGUAACUGGUAAUCAAUACAUAUAACACAGAGCAGUGAUUCUCCUAAAGUUCGAUUUAUGAAAAGUUUGUGGAAGCAUCAUUUGUAAAGGAGAUAAUUAAUAUUUGGUUUUUAAUAUGGAGGCUACAAUGAAGACAAUUUUCCCGUGCCUAUUUCUGAUAGCAGAAUUUAUUCCCGGUGUGAUCACCGAGGAAUACUGCUCUCUUUUUACAUAUUGUGAGGAUGGGUACUACUGUUGUGAAAAUGAUACCAAAUGCUGCUCUGAGAAUAUAUUGACAAUAGGAGCAAUAAUUGGUAUAGUGAUAGGCUGUAUCGUCUUCAUCAGCUGUGUCGUGGCUGUAAUAUGCUGCUUAACUAAACAAAGUCAUCGAAAGGGACAAGUCAUUCAACCGGUACAACCAGCUGGUGUAACAGUUAUAACAACUGGACAGCAAGGGCCUCCCGGAUACAGCCAAUCUGGCUAUGGCCAACCAAUGUAUGGACAACAGCCAAUGUAUGGUCAACCACAAAUGAAUGGCCAACAACCUUUCGCGCAGCAACAAUCUGGUGCCCAGCCGCCACCAUUCGGUGAUAAAGCGGGAACAAGCGAUCCUGCAUAUCCACCGCCACCGCCAAAUUACUAGUGCGAAAAAGAUGGCAAAAUUCAAUAUUUCUUAACCUUUAUAUUUACAUAUAUCUUUGUCUUCCCUUCUUUAAAUGUAAAAUCAUACAAUAGUUUAUAUUACAAUAUACUAUGUAUAUCUAUGAUCAUUUCAUUGUAUUUUACCAUUGCUAUUUCAUGUUUGUUGUAUUAUGUUGUAUUUUGGGCCGGAGGCCUAUGUUACAUAUAUAAACUUUACUUAUUAAUCAUACAAUAGAACAUACUCAUUUAAAGUCUUGUGGAAUGAAGUAAUGCCAGAACAUGUACACAGCUAUAUACAUAUACAUAGUGUAUAUGAAUUUUGUUUUAAUAUAGAUGAAAACAAAUACAUUUGUACCGGAUAUUUACCUUUCCACUAGUGUAAAUAUCAUAGCGGUUUUAUCCGUGGUGAUAUGAAUUAAUGUUUAUUGUGGUGUACCAAUGUGUGAUUCAAUAAAAUAUUUCAAUGA